UUUUCAUAGAGUGAACAAGAAGAAAGAAAAGAAACAACAAACGAAGCGACUCAUUGAAUUCGAUGUAAAGAGGUGUAACAAGGCCGUUUCGCCCGGGAAGUUUUGUGUGGCUGACUGACAAAACGUUUUGACGCUGAACAAUGAAUCACAAAACCAGGAAAUUCUCACUGGACAGCAGCGGCAGUCCGAAUGGACCAUCAUCACCAGUUGGCGGGGGAAGAAGCAACAGCCUCUCCAGCAGGAAAUCCAGUCUGAAGCCGAGCUUCCAGGAAGCUGCACAGGAGACUCAACAGUUCAACCCCAGCCUUGAUGCAAGAAUGCCCCUCAGGGAAAUAAACACAACUGAAGAUGUUUUUGACAGAUCCGACAGCCUCAACAGAAGUCAUAGCUUCCAGAAGUACAAAAAGAGCUUCCACAAGCUGUUUCCAGAGAUUCCUGAAGAGGAGAACCUGACCCACACGUUCACCUGUGCCCUGCAAAAAGAGGUUCUGUAUCACGGGAAGCUCUUCGUUUCGGAGCACCAUGUCUGCUUCCACUCAUCUGUGCUGUUCACAGACACCAAGGUGGUGAUCCCAGUUUCCAGCGUGUCGCAGGUCAAGAAGCAAAACUCGGCUCUGUCUAUGCUUUCCAUCCAAACAUCCACUGCAGAGAAGUAUUCGUUUGCAUCUUUGAGAAACCGUGAGAUGUGUUACAGACUGCUCCAAAACAUCUGCUCACACACACAGGAACAGGAGACUGCAAACAGCAGCCCCAACCCCUCCUCUACAGAAAAUGAAGCAGAUCAUGACAGGGUCUCGGGUCGUUCCAGUUUAGAUGACAGUCUAGAUCCAGAUGUCAACAGCAUCUGCUUUGACAGCAUCCUCCCGGCUAAUUCUAGUGAAGCUCCCUGCAGAUGCAGUUCUCCCCGUCCAAACAACCCUAGACAUGCAGACCGUAGAGAUAUGUGGUGGAUCUGGAGGGCUGUGGAGAAAGUGAUGCCAUUAUUUCUAAGAGAAGCAAAGAAUUUGGGCGCCAUCAGCUUUGUCUUCAUCAUACUACUGUUGCUGAUGGUGGUGGCAUCCGGGUACAUCGGGCUGAAGAUCACAGCUCUGGAGGAGCAGCUGAACUUUUUGGGAGCCAUAAAUGAUUUGACUUCGCACUACACAGAGUGAAAGAAGCAUAGCCACAGGCAGCAAGCUAACAAAAGCUUUUUCCAACUACAAUUCUGAGCAUUUUGAUGUAGCACAAUUCAAAUAUGAAGGUUGUAAAUGUUCCACACUGCAAACCUUUUUUUUUGUUAAAUCGGCUUAUUGAAUCUCUAAAAUCCCGUGUGCUGUGUUGUGGGGUCCAGAUGACCCCACUCCCAAUAUUAAAGUGCCGUGGAUAGCACAAGGGUUACAAGAGAAUCUGUUUUUUUUUUUUUUUUUUACAAUGGUAUAAAGAGGAUUCUGGGAUUUCUGAACAAGGCCACAUACAGAUAAAUGGCAGAAAAGGCUGCAGGACAGCAUGUUCAGUUUAGAUAAAUAAAAUACUCAACGCUACAGCAUAAGAUCUACAUCAAAGACACUCGACAAGCAGCAAAGCCCAAUUAAGAAAUCACCGUCUUUACAUGUUGUGACCUUGUGUUAAAAAAAAUUGUGCCAACUCGUUCUAAUUUUGAGUAAAAAAUGUAGCAACAUUAAAGAUGCAGUGACAAGAACUAACCAGAAGAGGGCAGUCAUCCCCAAAAAUUCAAUGCUGCACAGGUGGAUUUAUUCAACUACUUCUCUUUUUGUGUUUAAUUCUAUUUCAAGACCAUUUUUUUGUUUCGGUGCAUGACUGCUGUUUUUAUAGUGCAUGGACUCCUAUUUAUUCAGUGUUUCAAUCUUUAACUCUGUACGACUACCUUUCACUCAUUGUACUAUAGCUGUUUUUUUUUUUAAUACAAUAGAAAAUAAAUGUUUUAAAUAAA
Messenger RNA from Oryzias latipes (Japanese medaka), 1930 nucleotides. RefSeq lists its product as uncharacterized. Lineage: Eukaryota; Metazoa; Chordata; Actinopteri; Beloniformes; Adrianichthyidae. The record is from RefSeq and is a predicted model, not a curated record.